Molecule: messenger RNA, 780 nt
Organism: Lindgomyces ingoldianus
Lineage: Eukaryota; Fungi; Ascomycota; Dothideomycetes; Pleosporales; Lindgomycetaceae
Product: alpha/beta-hydrolase
Exons: 2
Coding region: 1-780 (259 amino acids)
Molecular function (GO): hydrolase activity
Source: RefSeq, a predicted model, not a curated record
AUGAAGGCAUGGCAGAAACAGAUCCGCGACAUUCGUAGCAAAACUGCAUUCAAAAUUAAAUUUCCCCUCACUUGCUGCGUAGGAUGUUUGUCACCUGUGCGAAUCCCGGAGAGCUCUUUAGGAACAUGGUGCAAACACCGACCUCUACAUUCAACCCCAAUCUCCGACACCGGAUAUCAUAGAGUCAUUGCGCCUGACUAUCGAGAUGCUGGUCAAUCUUCCAAACCUUUGGAGGGCUGCGAGAAAUCACAGAUGGCAGGGGGCUUUUACCUGUUGAUCUACUCCCACCUCGGCAUCAAGCAGAAAGUCCAUGUCGCAGGCCACGAUAUCGGCGGCAUGAUUGCCUACAGCUACGCAUCUCAUUAUGCAAAUGAAGUAGCAACGCUGAUUGCUGGUCACGAGAAGAUUUACAUGAAAAAUUUCUUCGACAAACAAUCGUACAACAGCAACGUAAUCACACCAGAAGAUUUGGGUCACUAUGUACUUGCCUACUCUCAAUCUGGAGCGAUGCGGGCUGCGUUUAAUGUGUACUGCGCAUGUAAGAAAGACAGGGAAGUGAAUCAAGCGUGGGCCACUAAAUACGGAAAGAGCAAGGUUUCAGCGCACGGGUUAGUGGGCAGACGCUUUCUGCUUGCCCUUCAUAUUGAAGAUAUGUUGAAGGCUAUGCACGAAGACUCGAAAGUCGUAACCAUAGAUGGGUCGGGACGCUAUGUUGCGGAAGUGAACAUAGGGACGUUCGUUGACGCAGUGUUUGAGUUCGUGGGCAAGCUUGAGGCAUGA